AUGGUUCCGGAGGCUGCUGCACAGGAUGCGAUGAUGGUGGACAUUGGAGACAGGGGCAGGCCACCGGGGGAUCCACCGGAUGCUCCGAGGGUUUGGGUUGAGAAGGUGACUGGCACAGCUGGUGGGGGUCGGUUGUGUCCACAUAUGGUGCUGGACGAUGAGUUUGUGGAAUCGAGGUUGCAACUUGAGUUCCCGAAUGGGCCUGGAGGAGAACCGGUUGCUACUAUUGGGAAGGAAGUCUUGGACGUGAUGAAGGAAUUAUGGAAGCAGUGUAUGAUUGUGAAGGUGCUGGGUAGGAAUGUGGGGAUCUCGGUCCUAAAUCGGAAACUGAAAGAGUUGUGGAAUCCGAAGGGGAGCAUGUAUGUGACAGAUCUGCUGAGGGGGUUCUUUAUGGUCCGGUUCGAACGUGAGGAGGAGUAUUUGGCGGCUCUGACGGGUGGUCCAUGGAGAGUGUUUGGCAGUUACUUGUUGGUGCAGGCAUGGUCCCCGGAUUUUGACCCGUUAUGUGAUGAUAUUGUGACGACGCCGGUGUGGAUCCGGUUGUCCAACCUCCCGGUGCACUACUAUCACCGUGCAAUACUGAUGGGAAUUGCACGAGGGAUAGGGGAUCCUAUUCGGGUUGAUCUUAACACGAUGAAUUUUGAAAGAGCUCGGUUUGCGUGUAUAUGUGUGGCAGUGGAUUUGUCUCAACCACUGAAAGGGACAGUCUAG
Camelina sativa (false flax) is the source of this 711-nucleotide messenger RNA. RefSeq lists its product as uncharacterized. Lineage: Eukaryota; Viridiplantae; Streptophyta; Magnoliopsida; Brassicales; Brassicaceae. The record is from RefSeq and is a predicted model, not a curated record.